AGGCUGGGGGUGGGGGGGGGAGGUCAAGCGUAGCCUCUUCUCCUUUACCAAGAUGGCGGCUUGUCCCUGUUUCGCCACAGUUCCUACCUUAUGAGCUUGGUUUCCUUACGCUGAUAAGAGUGGAACAGUAGGCUCCAAAGUGGGGCUUGAACUCACGACCCUGAGAUCAAGACCUGAGCUGAGAUCAAGAGUCGGACGCUCAACCAACUGAGCCACCCAGCAAAAACUGGCAGGCUGACAUAGGCGGCCUCAGGACGGACUCUCUGGCUACUGACCGUUUUGCUGUGGCUCACCCGGAUUGUGCGUAGGCGCGAGAUCAACCAUGAGCUCCGUUGCAGUUUUGACCCAAGAGAGCUUUGCUGAACACCGAAGUGGGCUGAUUCCGCAACAGAUGAAAGUUGCUACUUUAAAUUCAGAAGAGGAGAGCGACCCCCCAACCUACAAAGAUGCCUUUCCUCCACUCCCGGAGAAAUCAGCUUGCUUGGAAAAUGCCCAGGAGCCUGCUGGCGCCUGGAGUAACAAGAUCCGGCCCAUCAAAGCUUCUGUCAUCACUCAGGUGUUCCAUGUACCCCUGGAGGAGAGAAAAUACAAGGACAUGAACCAGUUUGGAGAAGGUGAACAAGCAAAAAUCUGCUUGGAGAUCAUGCAGAGGACUGGUGCCCAUCUGGAGCUGUCUCUUGCCAAAGACCAGGGCCUCUCCAUCAUGGUGUCAGGGAAGCUGGACGCCGUCAUGAAAGCCCGGAAGGACAUUGUCGCUAGACUGCAGACUCAGGCCUCAGCGACUGUAGCCAUUCCCAAAGAACACCACCGCUUUGUUAUUGGCAAAAAUGGAGAGAAACUGCAAGACUUGGAGCUCAAAACUGCAACCAAAAUCCAGAUCCCACGCCCAGACGACGCCAGCAAUCAAAUCAGGAUCACUGGUACCAAAGAAGGCAUCGAGAAAGCUCGCCAUGAAGUCCUACUCAUCUCUGCUGAGCAGGACAAACGUGCUGUUGAGAGGCUGGAAGUGGAGAAGGCGUUCCACCCCUUCAUCGCCGGGCCAUAUAACCGACUUGUUGGCGAGAUCAUGCAGGAGACAGGGACACGCAUCAACAUCCCCCCACCCAGUGUCAACCGGACAGAAAUCGUCUUCACGGGAGAGAAGGAGCAGUUGGCUCAGGCUGUGGCUCGCAUCAAGAAGAUCUACGAGGAGAAGAAAAAGAAGACCACAACCAUCGCCGUGGAGGUGAAGAAAUCCCAGCACAAGUAUGUCAUCGGGCCGAAGGGCAAUUCCUUACAGGAGAUCCUGGAAAGAACGGGAGUUUCUGUGGAGAUCCCACCGUCAGACAGCAUCUCGGAGACUGUGAUACUUCGAGGCGAGCCUGAAAAGCUAGGGCAGGCACUGACUGAAGUCUAUGCCAAGGCCAACAGUUUUACUGUGUCGUCUGUCUCUGCUCCUUCCUGGCUGCACCGGUUCAUCAUCGGCAAAAAAGGGCAGAAUCUGGCCAAAAUCACUCAGCAGAUGCCCAAGGUGCACAUCGAGUUCACAGAGGGUGAGGACAAGAUCACCUUGGAAGGCCCCACAGAGGAUGUAAACGUGGCCCAGGAACAGAUUGAAGCCAUGGUCAAAGACUUGAUUAACCGGAUGGACUACGUGGAGAUCAACGUUGACCACAAGUUCCACAGACACCUCAUCGGGAAGAGCGGGGCCAACAUAAACAGAAUCAAAGACCAGUAUAAGGUGUCCGUGCGCAUCCCUCCUGACAGUGAGAAGAGCAACCUGAUUCGCAUCGAGGGGGACCCACAGGGUGUACAGCAGGCCAAGCGGGAGCUGCUGGAGCUCGCCUCUCGGAUGGAAAAUGAGCGCACCAAGGAUCUGAUCAUUGAGCAGAGAUUCCAUCGCACAAUCAUCGGGCAGAAGGGUGAACGGAUCCGUGAAAUUCGUGACAAAUUCCCGGAGGUUAUCAUCAACUUUCCAGACCCAGCACAAAAAAGUGAUAUUGUUCAACUCCGAGGGCCGAAGAAUGAGGUGGAAAAAUGCACAAAAUACAUGCAGAAGAUGGUGGCAGAUCUGGUGGAAAAUAGCUAUUCAAUUUCUGUUCCGAUCUUCAAACAAUUUCACAAGAACAUCAUUGGGAAAGGAGGUGCAAACAUUAAAAAGAUUCGGGAAGAAAGCAACACUAAGAUCGACCUUCCAGCAGAGAAUAGCAAUUCAGAGACCAUUGUCAUCACAGGCAAGCGAGCCAACUGUGAGGCCGCCCGGAGCCGCAUCCUGUCCAUCCAGAAAGACCUGGCCAACAUAGCCGAGCUGGAGGUCUCAAUUCCGGCCAAGCUGCACAACUCUCUCAUCGGCACAAAGGGCCGCUUGAUCCGCUCCAUCAUGGAGGAGUGUGGUGGGGUGCACAUCCACUUCCCGGUGGAGGGCUCGGGAAGUGACACGGUUGUCAUCAGGGGCCCUGCCUCGGACGUGGAGAAGGCCAGGAAGCAGCUCCUGCACUUGGCUGAGGAGAAGCAAACCAAGAGUUUUACCGUCGACAUCCGCGCGAAGCCAGAAUACCACAAGUUCCUUAUUGGCAAAGGGGGUGGCAAAAUCCGCAAGGUACGUGACAACACGGGAGCCCGCAUCAUAUUCCCAACGGCCGAGGACAAGGACCAGGACCUGAUCACCAUCAUAGGGAAGGAGGAUGCUGUCAGGGAGGCCCAGAGGGAGCUGGAGGCCCUCAUCCAGAACCUGGAUAAUGUGGUGGAAGACUGCAUGCUGGUGGACCCCAAGCACCACCGCCAUUUUGUCAUCCGAAGAGGCCAGGUCUUGCGGGAGAUUGCCGAAGAGUAUGGUGGGGUGAUGGUCAGCUUCCCACGCUCGGGCACACAGAGCGAUAAGGUCACCCUCAAGGGUGCCAAGGACUGUGUGGAGGCGGCCAAGAAGCGCAUUCAGGAGAUCAUCGAGGACCUGGAAGCCCAGGUGACCAUAGAAUGUGCCAUACCCCAGAAGUUCCAUCGAUCUGUCAUGGGCCCCAAAGGUUCCAGAAUCCAGCAGAUUACCCGGGACUAUAAUGUUCAGAUUAAGUUCCCAGACAGAGAGGAGAACCCAGUUCACAGCGUAGAGCCGCCAGUCCAAGAGAACGGCGAUGAUGCUGGAGAUGGGAGAGACAUCAAGGAGGCUGACCCUGGCUCCCCCAGGCGGUGUGACAUCAUCAUCAUCUCCGGCCGGAAAGAAAAGUGUGAGGCAGCCAAGGAAGCCCUCGAGGCACUGGUUCCUGUCACCAUCGAAGUGGAGGUGCCCUUUGACCUGCACCGGUACAUCAUUGGACAGAAGGGGAGUGGGAUCCGAAAGAUGAUGGACGAAUUUGAGGUGAACAUCCAUGUGCCGGCACCAGAGCUGCAGUCUGACGUCAUUGCCAUUACCGGCCUCGCCGCGAAUUUGGACCGGGCCAAGGCUGGCUUGCUGGAGCGUGUGAGGGAGCUGCAGGCUGAGCAGGAGGACCGGGCUUUAAGGAGCUUUAAACUGAGUGUCACUGUGGACCCCAAAUACCAUCCCAAAAUUAUUGGGAGAAAAGGGGCAGUGAUUACCCAAAUCCGCUUGGAACAUGAUGUGAACAUUCAGUUUCCUGAUAAGGACGAUGGAAGCCAGCCCCAGGACCAAAUUACUAUCACAGGGUAUGAAAAGAAUACAGAAGCUGCCCGGGACGCCAUAUUGAAAAUUGUGGGUGAACUUGAACAAAUGGUUUCUGAGGAUGUUCCGCUGGACCACCGUGUUCAUGCCCGUAUCAUUGGCGCCCGUGGAAAAGCCAUCCGCAAAAUCAUGGAUGAAUUCAAGGUGGACAUUCGCUUCCCACAGAGUGGGGCCCCAGACCCCAACUGCGUCACCGUGACGGGGCUCCCAGAGAACGUGGAAGAAGCCAUCGAUCACAUCCUCAACCUAGAGGAGGAAUACUUGGCUGACGUGGUCGACAGCGAGGCCCUGCAGCUAUACAUGAAGCCGCCAGCCCAUGAGGAGUCCAAAGCGCCAUCGAAGGGCUUUGUGGUCCGGGACGCUCCCUGGACUGCAAAUAGCAGCGAGAAGGCCCCUGACAUGAGCAGCUCCGAAGAGUUUCCCAGCUUUGGGGCUCAGGUGGCCCCCAAGACCCUCCCAUGGGGCCCCAAACGAUAAUGAUCAGAAAGCAGAAACCUCUCCAGCCUGCUGACCCAAACCCCACCACACAUGGUUUGUUUCAAUCUGACUCAGCAGCUGGACCCUCCAUAAAUUGUUGACGCUUCCCCCUCCCCGAGGUCUCGCAGUGAAGCUGGGCGCGCCAGCCCCCUGUGUGCGCUCAGGAUCUGCUUCCUGACACCUUUUGCUCUGGGACGGCAUUCCGCUGUUGUGCACACUAACAGAGGUAAUUGGACAUUUCCCUACAAGCCUCCUGGCUCAUCCAGCAUGUCAGUAAGGCUCUGGCCUCCAUUCUGAGAGCUCCACAGCUGUGGCUGAGUCUACUUCCUGUGUCAUGACCUCAGGAAAUAAAUUUCCUUGACUUUAUAAAAGCCAAAA
This is a messenger RNA of Mustela lutreola (European mink), 4507 nucleotides long. RefSeq names its product high density lipoprotein binding protein (gene HDLBP). The transcript is spliced from 29 exons. The coding region runs from base 323 to 4129 and encodes 1268 amino acids. Gene Ontology annotation, cellular component: cytoplasm; nucleus. Gene Ontology annotation, molecular function: mRNA binding. The record is from RefSeq and is a predicted model, not a curated record. NCBI's taxonomy places the organism in Eukaryota, Metazoa, Chordata, Mammalia, Carnivora, Mustelidae.